AUGCCAAAAAACUACCAGCACAUCCUAGCUUUGGUGUAUGCUAUAAAGGAGAUCAAUGAAAAUCCCACAGUCUUACGUAACGUAACACUUGGUUUUCACAUCUAUGAGAGCUAUUUCAAGCCACAGAUUACUUACAUGGGGACGCUUGGUCUGCUUUCUACACUGAAUAGAUUCCAACCCAACUACAAGUGUGAUGUGCAGAACAAUUUGAUAGCCAUAAUUGGGGGAAUUUACUCUCUCAUCUCUCUUGAGAUUGCCACCAUCUCGGACACUUACAAGAUUCCCCAGGUGCUGCCCAUUUCUAUGUGUAAUGACAACUGCUAUCCUGGUUACAUCAGGAAAAAGAAGGAAGGGGAGCCAUUUUGCUGUUAUGAUUGUGGCCAAUGUCCUCAGGGGAAGAUUUCUGAUCAGAAGGAUAUGGAUUCCUGCACUGAAUGUUCAGAAGAUCACUAUUCAAACUUAGAACACAAUCAAUGCAUUCCCAAAGUUAUACACUACCUUUCAUAUGAGGAACCUUUGGGGAUGACUUUGGCUUUCUGUGCUGUUGCUUUUGCUCUGACCACAGCUUUGGUACUUGGAACAUUUGUGAAACACCAGGACACACCCAUAGUCAAAGCCAACAACCGGGACCUCACCUAUAUCCUCCUCAUCUCCCUCCUUCUUUGCUUCCUCUGCUCAUUGCUGUUCAUCGGAGAGCCAAAGAAGAUCACCUGCCUCCUCCGGCAAACAGCUUUUGGCAUCAUCUUCUCAGUUGCUCUUUCUGCUCUUUUAGCAAAAAACAUCACUGUGGUUCUGGCUUUUAUGGCUACCAAACCAGGAUCCAAAAUGAGGAAAUGGGUUGGGAAAAGGGUGACAAUUUUGACAGUCAUUUCCUGCUCCUUUCUUCAAGCAGGGCUUUGCAUGGUUUGGCUAGGCACUUUUCCUCCAUUCCCAGAUAUGGACAUGUAUUCCCUGAAUGGGGAAAUUAUAGCAGAAUGUAAUGAAGGUUCUAUCAUCAUGUUUUACUCUGUCCUGGGCUAUAUGGGCUUUCUGGCCUUUGUCAGUUUCACGGUAGCUUUCCUAGCCAGGAAAUUACCAGACAGUUUCAAUGAGGCCAAAAUUAUCACUUUCAGCAUGUUGGUGUUUUGUAGUGUUUGGCUCUCAUUUGUUCCAGCCUAUCUGAGUACCAAAGGAAAAUAUUUGGUGGCUGUGGAGGUCUUCUCUAUCUUAACUUCCAGCGCUGGCUUACUGGGUUGCAUCUUUUUCCCCAAAUGCUACGUUAUUGUGUUCAGGCCUGAUCUGAAUGUUAGAGAGCAAAUGAUCAUAAUGAAAAACUAA
Elgaria multicarinata webbii is the source of this 1317-nucleotide messenger RNA. RefSeq names its product vomeronasal type-2 receptor 26-like. Lineage: Eukaryota; Metazoa; Chordata; Lepidosauria; Squamata; Anguidae. Gene Ontology annotation, molecular function: G protein-coupled receptor activity. Bases 1 to 1317 code for a protein of 438 amino acids. Gene Ontology annotation, biological process: G protein-coupled receptor signaling pathway. Gene Ontology annotation, cellular component: plasma membrane. The transcript has 3 exons. The record is from RefSeq and is a predicted model, not a curated record.